ACAAUAUUUUAGUUGUUAUUUAACUCUCUCAAGGAGAGGACAGUCUUUUUGUUCGAGGGUUUUUUUUUGUUGUGUCAUCCCGGGAAGACGAAAAGAAGGAUCUGUAUGGUGAUCUUAAAUGUGCGCGGAAUAGAAAAAAAAGGAUCUCGAGAAAAAAAAGUGAGAAAGAAUUCCGGAUAGAUUUGUGUCAGGGGUUGGAAGAAGAAGGAUAAGGCAAACUUUUCCCUUUUCGCGUGAAAUAUUCUUUGAAUGGAACUGUGGGACACAAGGAGUGGAGUGUGCGACCAAGGGAAGAGGACCAGGACAUUGGAAUAAUCCCAGCGCUUUUGGAAGUGAACAAAGGAGGAACGAUUUCAAUUCAGCAAAAUCGAGGAAAAGAUUCAAAUUACAAGAUAUUUUCACCGUCGUGGAAUUUUCGUCAGAGAUUGCACCGAUAGGGGAAUGAAAUAAGGAAAGCGAAAUAGUUCAAUAAAUCUGAGCAAAUUCCGUGAAAACAGUGCGAGGAAAGCCGGAAGAAAGCCGAUCAAAUAACAAGGUGUAAAAAGUGUUACUAAACUCGCGGAUUAAGGUGAAAAGUCAGUGGUUCUACAAGCACCUCCAGGCGGAAGCAAGUUAAGCAAUAGCUGAACUUUUUCCCAGAACAGUGUAAAUAGUUGUUGUCCAUCGGGAGGAAAGAAGCCUUACGAGGGGAAAACGUCGCGUGUGGAAAAUAAGUACCAAUUCUACGGAGGAGGUGAGAAAACUCGAUUACUUAUCAGAGCGAAACUACCGCUAUAAAUGUAAACAGUGAUAAAACUAUGCACUUCAACUACGGUAACCAGCCGAAGGAAAGGUUAAAGUCAUAAGCGACACUAAUUGAUGCUCCUUCCAACCCAUUUGAAAAGUGCUCGGGCUUUGGAGGAAAAUCCCGACUAAGCCGCGGGAGCAAUUACCACGGCUCGAUUGUUUGCUCGAGCCAGGGUCUUCAAGAGGCAAUGUGUGUGUGAUUUAGCGGUUGCAACUUUGUUCAAGUAAUCAGUGCUAAGUGGUUUUAGCCGACGGUGCACAAGGAUUGAGGGCUUUGUUUACCAGUGCGUCGUCUCGUCCAAUGGAUUGCAUUCAUGUUGAACCUUGGCGUGGAUAGCUGGGACGACUACAAGCAGACGUGUUGUCACUCAACAAGAUAAAAAGUGUCGCUGAUGAGAAAUAAACAAAGACGAAAUUCAUAAAAAACACCGCUCAAACGUGAUACUGUCGAAAGCGCAAAAAAAUCAACGAAAGCAGUUUUAGAGAGACGUUUAAUGAUAACGCGCAAAUUUAGCACUUACUGGAAAUUGGGAGAGGAAGUGAGAUACUUAGGACGACCCUAGGUGAAAGAAAGAAGAACGAAUUAAACGUCACAAUAAAAAACUAAUAACUACAUAGCAUACGUGCAAUUAAUUUUCCACCACCCCACGGGGAGCCAGCAACGGUGGGUCGCCAAGCAGAGACACAUGGUCUGGGGCAACAAAAAAAAAACAAGCGCAAAACGAAAGGAGAGAAAACUAAUUAAAAAAGCUGGAAAAAUGCACUAGCGUCAAAAUUAAUUCGCUUGCAGCGCAGAGUGGCGGCGGAAAGUGAUACACGCCCGGAACGCAGGAUAUGUCCAAUUGUAGUAAAAAUUUCAGGCAGAAAAUAAAUAGCACAAUUUAGCAGUAAUUAGGCGCUGGGGGUGACCUAUUUCCACAUGCUGGAAAAAAGCACGACUCGUCUGGAACAAAAAAAAAAAAUUAAAAAAAAAAGCAGCACCACGGCUUACAUCAUAUGGGGAUAUAACGAGAGAGCGACCGAGCCAAUUGGUAAUAAGCUGAAACGAAUAUAAAAAUGAUCAACGCCUGUGAACAGCUCGCGUGAAAACGAAUGUAAUUAAUUACAAUGUAAAUUUCUCCCGAUUAAUAAAUUGACGAGUGCCGACGGCGGCGGCAGCGGCAGCGGCGGACGGAAUUCCACGCACGCUGCGCAAACGCGCGACUCAGCAGCGACGUAUCAUUUGUGCAGGCUCUGUGGAGGCUGAGUUAUAGUGUUCUGUCAGUGCGCUCCACCAACCAACCGGUCUACAGUCAGCGAAGUCACCGCGCGAAAGCUUCGAUCGAUACUCGUGCUCCUCCGGGUGGGUGAGAAUAGCCCCUUCGGGUCGAUGUGUGGUGAGAAUUCUGCAACGUGAUCAUAAAUCUCCGAUGAUAUAUCAUCCGCGUGAGGGAGCAUUUAUUCGUCUUUCGGGAAUCAAAAAACCAGAUACAAAAUCUGUGAGACGACGGCGACGAGAAGUGAGUAAUUGUGGGACAUAAAAUUUGGAUGUUUUCGCAGUUAAGUUCGCGGAGCAAGAAGAAGAAAGAAAACAAAAAAGAGUCGCGGAUCAGGGUGGCGGAGACCUUGGAUAGUGACGUGAAACAGUUGAUCCGAAAGUUGGUCAGCUGAUGGUUAUCCAAAUUCAAGCGAAACAGCAAAAAAGUGAUCUACAAAAAAAACAACGACUUGUGGAGCAAAGUGCGUGUGUGGGUUAGGGAGACAUUCCGGAAUCUACGUUUGGGUGGAAUUCUCCUGCAAAAUUUGCUGCGACAGCAGGGGUAGCAGCGUUCGAGAGUGCGUUCCUGCCUUUAAUGUGAAAAAUCAUAUGAAAUGGUGACAUUAAUGCCUUGUAGUUAUAUAUCUGCCCCCCGGAUCUCCAUCAUUGAUAAAAUGAUAGAGAUAGAACCAAAGGGUAAAAGAUCUCGAACAGAAGCGCCGGAAUCUACCGACAGAAGUAGGAAUUAUAACUCCGCGUCAGUAUCAAGCCUAAGCUCGGGAACAUCGGCUGAUAGCUGUCUGCCACCGAGUGGUUCAACGCUGCACUAUCCCACGGCUUCGCAUUCCGCAACUUCGUACCCACUUUUGAACAAUAAUUAUCGUUCGUUCGGUGGUUCCACAGCCCAUAACGGAUUGAGUUUGCCAUAUCACGCAGGCUCGGGUCACAGUUCCUCCUCGGGAACUGGUGGAGCUUCACGGCUGAACGGAGGCGCUACUUCAACGAUUACAUCGGGCGGUAGCAGUAGUGCCGGUACCACAGGCAGUUCACUAGAUGAAAUUUGUUCGUCCAGUGCAAUCAACAGCGGAGGUAUCGGUCUGAGUGGUAGUAGUGGAGGCGCAUUGACAGCUGGACUGGGUCCGUCAGAGCUUGGAAUGUCUCACUGGCUGACCGACGGUACAGUCAAGUCGGAAAUUCGCAGUCCCGGACUGGACGCAGCCAUCUCCGCCGGUAAUCUGCCGGUAGGUUCAACCCAUCUCGAUACCUCACUGUUUUGUGCCAAUCCCAACAACCUGGAUGCACUACAGAGCACUGCUAAUUCGUACGAGAAGUCCGAAUACUACCCUUACGCGUACAACAUGCAACAGUACGCUCCCUUCACAUACUCAUCGUACGGCUCGCCGUAUCAGACGAGAACUUCGUCGAAAAUUCCGUCUCCAAAUACAUAUCUUCCGUCCAGCUAUGCGGCAGCGGCUGCCAACAACAACUCAGCACAAAUCUACUCAUCCUAUGGCUACAACAACUUCGCACAGUUCGGCACCAGUCAGCAGGACUACUACAACUACAACGAUCCAACAUACUCUCCGUACUACCAAACCACAACCUACCCACCGUACGUCAGUUCGCCAGGAUCGAGCGGGAGUCAGAGUUUCCACGUACCGGCUGGUCUGACGGCGGAAAGCCCUUCCGAGGCGCAUUCUGCGGCAACGCCUACGAUGCUAGCGCACUCCCACUCGCCCCAAUCCCCGCUAUCCAUUUCACCCACAAUUCAGGCAGGUUCCGCAGCUGCUGUGGCAGCGGCGGCAGCGGCAGCAGCCGCAGCAAAAACAACACCCACCGGGAAGCCAGGACGAGCACGAGGGCGUCGACACGCACAUCCCAGUCCCACAAGGAGUUCAACAUGCGAAUCUGGUGUCACGGAGAAAGCUCCCGAACGGAUUUUUGUGUGGGAUCUAGACGAAACCAUAAUAAUUUUCCACUCGCUACUGACGGGGACCUAUGCCGCAAAAUAUAACAAGAGUCGAGACCACCACAUGCAGCUAGGGUACCGGAUGGAGGAGCUUAUUUUCAACAUGGCGGAUUCGUACUUCUUUUUCAAUGACCUGGAGGAGUGCGACCAAGUGCAUAUCGACGAUGUGUCCUCGGACGACAACGGGCAGGAUCUGAGUAAUUACAAUUUCCCUGCAGAUGGCUUCCACACCGGAACUGGACAAGGAGCUCCACCUAAUAUUUGUCUUCCGAAUGGUGUCCGCGGAGGCGUCGAUUGGAUGCGAAAGCUAGCUUUCCGCUAUCGGAAAAUCAAGGACACGUACAACACCUACCGAAAUAACGUCGGAGGUCUUUUGGGGCCCCAAAAGCGUGAACACUGGCUGCAGGUUCGAUCGGACAUCGAUUUCGAAACUGACAGCUGGCACAGUCUCACACUCAAAUGUUUGAACAUGAUUGCGCAAAGGGAAAACUGUGUGAACGUGUUGGUGACAACGACCCAGCUAGUUCCGGCCCUAGCCAAAGUGCUGCUUUAUGGGUUAGGACAAAUAUUUCCAAUAGAAAACAUCUACAGUGCAAACAAAAUAGGCAAAGAAUCAUGCUUCGAACGAAUUGUGACCCGAUUCGGCCGCAAGAGCACGUACGUGGUUGUGGGCGAUGGCCAGGACGAGGAAAGCGCUGCCAAAAAUCUGAACUUCCCCUUCUGGCGGAUAUCGAGUCACAGCGACAUCCGGUCGCUGCAUACCGCCCUGGAGAUGGGAUUCUUAUGAAGCUGCUCACCAAACCUCGUUAAGCUCGUCAUCGUCGUUGUUGUUGUAGAUGCAAACGAAACUCUAGUGAAAUUAGGCAGCGUAAGCUCUAUCUUUAAACACACCGUAAAAAAAGACAGUUUUUCUUUUAAGUGGUAGAUUGUAAGUGAAAUAGUGUGUAAAGCAUAUUUAAAUUCAGUACAGUAAACGUGUAAAAAUAUUGCAAGUGAGACUCUUAAAGCCAAAAUGAUGAAUCUUCCGUAAAGGUUUGCAACGCUCGCGUCUCGCAACAGGUCGAUUUGCAUAGCAUUUAGUUAUAUUUUUAUAUUGAAAUUCACUUUUGCGAUCUGUGGGUAUAAACGCUCAAAAAACGACAAACAACUAAUGCUAGGACUAACUGAGUUUAGUUCGCAUGUUAAUCCCAGUGCAAAUAUCAAUCUUUCUCGCGGAUUCUCAACAAACUAGGCUAAUUCCGACUUUAGCUGAAUUGUAAAUAACGAGUACUCGAUCCUGUCGGGGUGUAUUUUAUGAACUAACUUCUUCACAAUUCAAAUAUCAAAUAGUCAAUGAUUGAUUAUCUUUGCAUAAAACAGGUAUUAUCAUUUGUAUGAAAGUAAUGUUUAUUUUUAUAUUAUUGUGUUAUAGAACCGUAAGCCAUCUGUAUAUAAAACCAAUCGAAUUAAAUCAAAAUAUCAUUAUUAUUACAUCUACGGCAAUGUUUACAAUACUUAACCAUGCAAAAGAAUAAAACCAAUUAUUUAUAAGCCUCAA
Molecule: messenger RNA, 5529 nt
Organism: Toxorhynchites rutilus septentrionalis
Lineage: Eukaryota; Metazoa; Arthropoda; Insecta; Diptera; Culicidae
Gene: eya
Product: developmental protein eyes absent
Exons: 8
Coding region: 2638-4779 (713 amino acids)
Biological process (GO): positive regulation of DNA repair; cell differentiation; multicellular organism development
Cellular component (GO): nucleus
Molecular function (GO): protein tyrosine phosphatase activity
Source: RefSeq, a predicted model, not a curated record